UGAUUUAAAACCCGAAGACGCAGCGGAAACCUGUUCUUUAAUUAAGGAUCUUGCCUCUUCAAUCUUCAACUCUUUCAAUACAUUUCACUCAACCUCUGCUCCUUUAUCCCUCUUCAAAUCUUUUUAUUUCCUAUUAAUAUUGCUCUACCUCAGGCUGCAUCUAUAGUCUGUUGAAGAAAUUGUUUUAAUGGGGGAAGCUCCAGCUUUAUUUAUUGAUGAUGUGCAAAGGAGUUUUUCAAAAGUGUUUGAUCUAAAACUGAACGAUUUCGACACCGCGAUUGUUGUUGGACACAAAACUUAUGUUAUUGGUGGGACGGGUGAGCCAACAUCAAGUGGAGUUCGUAUUUUCAACAAGUUGACCGGUGAAUGGGUGAUACCGACCAUUCUAGGGACAAAACCGGAAUCACUCAAGGGCUUCUCAUGUGUUCUUUUGAACGAAGAUAGAAUCUUGAUCAUCAAAAAGAAUUCCAAAUCCAAUGAAUCCGUCUGGUUUCUUGAGGUGGACACACAAUUCAUUCGGGACCAAAAGAAUAAAUCUGAAACCGAAGUUGUCGCUUGGAGCAAGGGCGUUAUCGGCAAUGCAGAGCAGCCCAUAGUGAUUAGUGGCCCCUCCGGGGUGGGUAAGGGUACCCUAAUUAAUAUGCUCAUGAAAGAAUUCCCCAUGAUGUUUGGAUUCUCGGUUAGCCACACGACUCGUGCUCCAAGAGAGAAGGAGCAAAACGGGGUGCAUUAUCAUUUCACUAAACACAACGUUAUGGAAGAAGAUAUUACAUCCGGAAAAUUUCUCGAGUUUGCCGCAGUCCAUGGUAAUCUUUACGGGACUAGCAUAGAAGCUGUUGAUGUCGUUGCUGAUGCUGGAAAGAGAUGUAUUCUCGACAUUGAUGUUCAAGGAGCAAGGUCCGUGAGGGCGAGUUCACUCGAAGCUAUUUUCGUUUUUGUCUGCCCGCCGUCAUUUGAGGAGCUUGAAAAGCGCCUUCGUGCAAGAGGGACGGAAACCGAAGAACAGAUCCAGAAAAGACUUAGAAACGCAAAGGCUGAACUUGAACAAGGACAGUCUUCGGGGCUUUUCGAUCAUAUUUUAGUGAACGAUGAUAUUAAAGCGUGUUACGAGCAACUUAAGAAUAUCUUGGGUAUUAGCGAAAACAUCAACGCUGCCCCGAUAAUCGCGAAUAAAGUGUUUGAUUUGCCUGUGGACCUCUCAUUGUCCAAAACCGACGAAAAGAUCCUGAUUAACUGCGGGACUGCCGAACAAAACGUUGUUCUUGAUUUAUCUUCGAUGAAAGGAGGGGCGCCUGCCCGAACGAGAGGACUAGAUAUGUACGGUUUUGAUCAAUAAACAGUUGCAACUCUUGCGCCGAUAUCUUUAGUCACGAAUCUAGUCAUGGAUUAUUACGGUGUUGUUUUCGUAUUUGAAGGGGGAGACUUAACAAAGUAACUUGUAGUUAGAAAUCGCUUUUUCGGGGCUUUAUUUUUGUGUUCUUAAAGAUAUUUGAUUGAGGGAUUUGGAGUAACUUUUGAGAAUUUUAAUUUUGAAGAUGAAUAAUGAGAUUAUGAGAAGGAGAUGAAUCUUUAUUUUGAA
Messenger RNA from Helianthus annuus (common sunflower), 1579 nucleotides. Its product is annotated as guanylate kinase 2. The record is from RefSeq and is a predicted model, not a curated record. The coding region runs from base 188 to 1336 and encodes 382 amino acids. NCBI's taxonomy places the organism in Eukaryota, Viridiplantae, Streptophyta, Magnoliopsida, Asterales, Asteraceae. The transcript is spliced from 11 exons. Gene Ontology annotation, biological process: purine nucleotide metabolic process. Gene Ontology annotation, cellular component: cytosol. Gene Ontology annotation, molecular function: GMP kinase activity; protein binding.